This is a messenger RNA of Knipowitschia caucasica, 2691 nucleotides long. The record is from the annotation of a GenBank genome assembly. Lineage: Eukaryota; Metazoa; Chordata; Actinopteri; Gobiiformes; Gobiidae.
AUGACAUGUGAGCUUAACCAUGUGCUCCGUUCCGUGUGUCUUCUGAAAACACCCAACAGCAGCAGCAGCGGCACUAGGGUUUCGCAGACCAGGGAAUACCCUUUUCCAAUUUCCACCCAGGAACCAAAGCACCGUGCGGACCUCUCUCCUCUUCCUUCCCUUCCCCGCUCGCCUCGCUCUCUGCACCGAGAGAUGACUGGAUCCCUCUCCACAUCUGGAGGUUUUAUGGGAUGUAAUGAUGACCAACCCCAUUCCUCGAAUGCGGACUCAGUUGCCGUCAUACCUGCUUUCGCUGCCAUCACCAUGCCUCGUAACCGGGCGUUCUCGGAGCCGGAGUACUCUGCGGAGUAUUCGGCCGACUGCUCCGUCACACUGCCCUCAGACCCGGGCCAGGCGGUGGGGCGCACUCAUGAGGUCACGGUGCGCAGCUCCGGCUGCUGCCUGUGCCUGCCACGCUUUAUGCGCCUCACAUUUGCCCCUGAAUCUUUGGAGAACCUCUACCAAACCUACUUCAGGCGGCAGAGGCAUGAAACGCUGCUGGUUUUGGUGGUUUUUGCCGCACUCUUUGACAGCUACGUGAUCGUAAUGUGUGCUGUGGUGUACACGAGUGACAAGCUGGCGUCCGUGGUGGUGGCAUCGCUGGGACUGGCCGCAGAUGUCGUCCUGUACUUACUAUGUCGGUUCGGGCUGCUCCCGGAUAGAGUGUCCCGUCGCGUGGUGCCCUAUGCCCUCUGGGUACUCAUUGCGGCGCAGAUUUUUUGUUAUUUGGGGUUGAACUAUGCCAGAUUUCACCAGGCCAGUGACACGGUGGGAUGGCAAGCAUUUUUCAGCUUUUCCUUUUUCCUGACACUGCCGCUAAGACUGACCCCAAUUGUGCUGAUCACUACGGUGUCUUGUGGGGUCCAUACUCUGGUGUUGGGAGUCACGAUCGCACAGCAGCAACAAGAGGAAAUACAGGGGGACUCGCUGGGACGACAGCUGUUGGCAAAUGUGGUGAUCUACAUGUGUUCCAUUACUGUGGGGAUCAUGUCGUAUUACAUGGCCGACCGCAAACACAGGAAGGCCUUUUUGGAGGCGCGACAGUCACUGGAGGUCAAACUCAACCUGGAGGAGCAGAGCCAGCAGCAGGAGCGCCUCCUGCUGUCGAUUCUGCCAAAGCACAUCGCUGACGAGAUGCUACAGGACAUGAAGAAGGAGCAGAGCCAGAAGGAGAUGCAGCAGUUCAACACUAUGUACAUGUACAGGCACGAGAAUGUCAGUAUUUUAUUCGCAGACAUUGUGGGCUUCACUCAGCUCUCCUCGUCCUGCAGCGCUCAUGAGCUCGUCAAACUUCUAAAUGAACUUUUCGCUCGUUUUGAUAAACUGGCUGCAAAAUACCACCAGCUGAGAAUUAAGAUAUUGGGCGACUGUUACUACUGCAUCUGUGGACUUCCAGACUACAGGGAGGACCAUGCGGCCUGCUCCAUUAUGAUGGGACUAGCCAUGGUGGAAGCCAUUUCGUAUGUGAGGGAGAAGACUCAGACGGACGUGGACAUGCGUGUGGGGGUGCAUAGUGGGACAGUGCUGGGGGGGGUUCUGGGGCAGAAGCGCUGGCAGUAUGAUGUCUGGUCCACUGAUGUCACUGUGGCCAACAAGAUGGAGGCCGGAGGGAUCCCUGGGCGUGUGCACAUUUCCCAGAGUACGAUGGAGUGUCUUCAUGGAGAAUUUGACGUGGAGCCCGGGAACGGUGGCGAUCGCUGUGACUAUCUUCGAGAGCGCGGCAUCGACACCUACCUGGUGGUGGUGCCCAAGGGCCCAGUAGGAAAAAACGGCAUCAAUGGAGUUAAGCUGUCUGUGACCUCGUCCAAUGGGAACUCUCCUUUGCUCAUUAAUACCACAGAAUGUAAUGGCAACAUGACCACUGGAUGUGCCACUCCAGAGGAGCCGGACGAGCUUGACGCAAGGGUGGUAAACCCAUCCUUCCCAAACCCACGGCGAAGGCUGCGUCUGAGGGACUUGGCAGAGCGGGUGAUCGAUGCACAGGAAAACGAACAGGAGCUGAACAAACUACUGAAUGAGGCUCUGCUGGAGAGAGAGACUGUGCAGGCUUUAAAGGGGAAGCGUACAAACAGUCUGUCUCUGCGGUUUGUGGACCCAGAGUUAGAGACACGUUACUCUGUGGAGAAGGAAAAGCAGAGUGGGGCUGCUUUCUGCUGUUCCUGUGCCGUCCUGCUCUUCACUGCAGCCAUGGAGGCUCUCAUAGACCCACGGUUGAUUGCAAAUUACAUCACAUUUGCGGUGGGAGAAGUUCUGCUGCUGAUCCUGACUAUCUGCUCACUGGCAGCCAUCUUUCCUAGGGUUUUCCCAAAGAAGCUGGUGUCCUUUUCCACAUGGAUCGACCACACACGCUGGGCCAGAAACACCUGGGCCAUGGCAGCCAUCUUUAUCCUCACUAUGGCUGACAUUGUGGACAUGUUGAGCUGUUUUCCCCGUGUGUCAGACCCUUCCUCUGGGCCCGGUCAAGGGGGUUGUGCAGAGAACCCAAAGUAUUACAGUUACAUUGCGGCUCUCGCCCUCAUGGCCACCACCAUGCUGGUGCAGGUCAGCCACAUGGUCAAACUCACACUCAUGCUGCUCAUCACCGUAGCUACUGGCAUCGUCAACAUCUACAGUUGGAGAGACAUCUUCGACCGCUAUGACCGGAUGGUUUGA